AACCGCUUCCGCUGUGUCUGUUAAUUAACUCCCACUUUUACCUUUUCCUUUUUGCAUUGCAUUCAUCUUUUUUCUUUCUUUAGUUUCGCUCAUCAACAGAUCCACCAUCACUAUGCUCUUCGCUUUAAGCUUUAAAGACUUUGAUGCAGACGUUUGGUACGUGCAUUGUUCGUGGCUUCAUAUUCAUUCUUGAGAGAGCUUUACUUUGCUUGUAUUAUUAUGGAUGCUUCGCCAUAUUUGUACCGACAACAGACAUGCUAAGCUAGGAAGAAAGCAACCGUGUUACAUCAUUGAGUAACGGAAUAUUGAUUGGAGAGAGAUGGUUUCCUUUGGGAAAAAGUUGAAAGAAAGACAAAUUCAAGAAUGGCAAGGAUAUUACAUAAACUACAAACUAAUGAAGAAACGAGUAAAGCAGUAUGCUCAACAAAUUGAACAUGGAACACUAGAUCGCCGGCAUGUACUAAAGGAUUUCUCAAGAAUGCUGGAUAAUCAGAUAGAGAAGAUUGUCCUUUUCCUGUUAGAACAACAAGGGGUUUUGGCAAGUAGGAUAGCACAGCUCGCGGAGAAGCAUGAAGUUAUUCAGCAGGAGCCUCACAUAAGCAAAAUAUCUGAACUACGAGAAGCUUAUAGAGCCGUGGGACAACAGUUAUUAAAGCUUCUCUUCUUUGUAGAGGUCAAUGCUGUUGGUUUGCGCAAGAUAUUGAAGAAGUUUGACAAACGCUUUGGCUAUAAAUUUACAGAUUACUAUGUUAAAACUCGUGCAAAUCAUCCUUACUCCCAGCUGCAACAAGUGUUCAAACAUGUGGGAUUUGGAGCUGUUGUGGGAGCUUUAUCUCGCAACCUUCAUGAACUUCAGGAGGAUCAGGAGAGUCAAGGAAGCUUCUAUUCAAUUUAUGAUCAGCCUACUCUUCCCCUUCAGGAUCCUGUUAUUGAUUCAAUAAGAGCAGCUGUUGAUAGGUUAACUAACUCAACCAACUUCCUUAACUUUUUGGGGAAGCAUGCACUCAUUAUGCAAGAGGAGCUGCCUGUACCUGCUGAUGAGCAUGUUGAUCAAAGAUACCAUUUUAUGUCUCUUUCCCUGAACUUGGCAAACACAUUUUUGUAUAUGGUAAAUACAUAUAUUAUAGUCCCUACAGCAGAUGACUACUCUAUCAGCCUUGGGGCUGCACCAACGGUUUGUGGUAUUGUGAUCGGGGCAAUGGCAGUUGCGCAGGUGUUUUCUUCAGUGUAUUUUAGUGCGUGGUCAAAUAUAUCUUACUUCAGACCUCUUGUAUUCAGUAGCAUAGUUCUUUUCCUCGGCAAUGCAAUGUAUGCCAUGGCAUACGAUAUUAAUUCUAUAUGGAUUCUCUUAAUUGGUCGUCUUUUAUGUGGAUUUGGUUCUGCCAGAGCUGUUAACCGGCGUUAUAUUAGUGAUUGUGUGCCUUUAAAAAUCCGCAUGCAAGCAUCAGCAGGUUUUGUUAGUGCCAGUGCUCUUGGAAUGGCCUGUGGUCCUGCAUUAGCCGGCUUACUACAGACCCAUUUUAAGAUUUAUAACAUUACAUUUAAUCAAGAUACCUUACCAGGGUGGGUUAUGGCUAUUGCUUGGCUGAUAUAUCUAGUGUGGUUGUGGAUCACUUUCAAGGAACCUUCUCAUGAUAUUGAAGAGAAUAAUACACCACACCCAUCCCAUGCUGAUAACAGUGCACUUGAGAAAGGCAUAAAACAGUCAUUGCUUAAGAGCUCGGAAAACAAGGAGGAUGAAGAUGCUGAUAGUGAAGAAGCUCCAGAGGAUUCUCGUCAGCCAGCCAAUUCAAUUGGAUCAGCAUAUAGACUCCUUACACCUUCUGUAAAGGUUCAGUUAUUGAUAUAUUUCAUGCUCAAAUAUGCAAUGGAGAUUUUACUAUCAGAAUCUAGUGUCAUCACAACAUACUACUUCAAUUGGACAACAAGCACGGUUUCCGUUUUUCUUGCUUGCCUUGGUUUGACAGUUCUCCCUGUAAACAUUAUUGUUGGAACUUAUAUAAGCAAUAUGUUUGAGGACAGGCAAAUUCUGUUGGCAUCAGAAAUUAUGGUUUUCGUAGGCAUAGUUUUCAGCUUCAAUGUAAUUUUUCCAUACUCUGAACCACAAUACAUCUCUUCGGGUCUCCUUAUGUUUGUUUCUGCUGAAGUACUUGAAGGUGUGAACUUGUCUCUUCUUUCACGAGUUAUGUCAUCAAGGCUUUCUCGUGGAACCUACAAUGGAGGGCUCUUGUCUACAGAGGCUGGGACACUUGCACGAGUGAUUGCAGAUGCCACCAUUACACUUGCUGGCUACGGGGGUGUCAAUAGGCUCCUCAAUGUCACUUUGCUUCCUUCCUUCUUCAUUUGCGUUAUUUCCAUACUUGCAACUUGUUAUACUUACAAUUCUCUAUAUUGAUUAUUGGUUUUCUCUAUGUUUUAAAUUAAAGAAAAACUUCCU
Cajanus cajan (pigeon pea) is the source of this 2437-nucleotide messenger RNA. RefSeq names its product SPX domain-containing membrane protein At4g22990. Gene Ontology annotation, molecular function: transmembrane transporter activity. Gene Ontology annotation, cellular component: plant-type vacuole membrane. NCBI's taxonomy places the organism in Eukaryota, Viridiplantae, Streptophyta, Magnoliopsida, Fabales, Fabaceae. The record is from RefSeq and is a predicted model, not a curated record. Gene Ontology annotation, biological process: transmembrane phosphate ion transport from cytosol to vacuole.